AUGUCGAGGUCAUCUGCUGCACUACAGCAAUGGCUUAACUUCCGCCAAAGCUUCUCCUCCGCAUCCCCCACCAUCCUAAAUCUACGCGCAAACAACCUCCUCACACCACCAACCCGGCUUGCGUUCACAACCACUCGCUAUGGCACCGCCACGUUGAGACGACCAUUCCACAGUACCCAAUACCGAUCAGCGAAAGGCAAAUCCGCGAGACCUGCGCCCGCACUACGAAGGAAAAUGAGAGACUCCGAAGCCGGUCUGGAGCCGGCCUGGCAGGGCAAAGAUGGUGUCGGCCUUAUAAAUAACAAGGGCUUUUAUAUGGAUUCUUUAUCUGUGGAUGCUCCAGAGCUCAUCGCGAUGUUUAAAGAGUGGUCAGAGUCUCUCUAUGCCGACGCUUCUAGCUAUGGGCUUCUCGAGAAUAUCAGUUUCCGUACAUUUGAGGACGUUGCUAUCAAGGUCUUCGAUGUGAUUGAUGGUCCACCGAAUCCACACAGAAUUCGGUCCAUAUCAACAGAUGUCGAUGCCGUCUUUCGAAUUGGAUUCGUUGCCUGCGCUGUACACAGGCCACUUCUCGAAUGGGUCACCUCUGCGUGUGCACUAGCAGGUGCACGCCAUUCCAUUGUCCUAAUUCAGGGUAGAUCGGUCUCAUGGACGAAAGCCACCCAGCGCACGAAAUGGACAGACAUGGUCAAACAAUUCUCAGACGAGGGGUUCCCACCAGCAAUGAUCCUCCAAGCCAAAAUUCUCGGUAUGAAUGGGGAAUAUGAACAAGCCUUUGAACUGAUGGAAAAGCGAGUCCUGCCAUAUCUCACGCCAACCCGUCGUCGCCAGGGCCUCUUCAAGGAUAUCACCAUGGGUGAUAAUUUCGAGUCCCCGUGGAGAGUAUACGCGCUGCUUCUUGCGUCGUAUGAUGCUAAUUUUGACUCACCAGAGAGUCGAAGGAAAGCAGAUGAUGCAACCCGCAUCGCGGCGUUGGAGUAUAAUGACCGCAAGGCAUUAGUCGAGUAUGCCUCGAUUAUGAUGAACGAGAAAAACUACGACAAAUACGAGGAAUGUAUGUGCAGGGCUGCUACAUUCGGAGACAAGGAUGCUAUCCUCUACAUUGCAAAUUACUACUACCAAAUCUUCCAUGGUCGGUAUCCUACAACAGCGGAGCGCGUUGCACUCGCCAAAGCAGAAGCCCAGGGUCAACAGGCACCUCCAACUCCAGCGAAACCUCUGGCUACUCCCGAAGACACACAAAGCUCGAAUAUCUUCAAGUCAGCACUGGGCUGGGCAUCAUCCUUCUUCAAUCAAUCCAUGUCUCGCGAAGACUACCGCAAACUAGCGUUGGACUGGUACGCCCUAGGAUUCAAGCACUCCAUCCCGCAGGCGUCGUUUAUGUUAGCGCUCAUGGCGCGGGAACAAGGGGAAGAAAUGGAUGGGAGUAUUAUUAUGGACCAUGCUCGCACGCAUUUGGAGGAUCAUCCGGAGUUUGCGAAGAAGAUUGACGAGUUGAGGGAUAAUUGGUAUGAUCCGACGUAUGUGCCUAGACUUACGAGUAAGAUGUUGGCUGUUCGGUAG
This is a messenger RNA of Penicillium subrubescens, 1560 nucleotides long. RefSeq lists its product as uncharacterized. Gene Ontology annotation, molecular function: protein binding. Lineage: Eukaryota; Fungi; Ascomycota; Eurotiomycetes; Eurotiales; Aspergillaceae. The record is from RefSeq and is a predicted model, not a curated record. The transcript is spliced from 2 exons. The coding region runs from base 1 to 1560 and encodes 519 amino acids.